This is a messenger RNA of Chanos chanos (milkfish), 2661 nucleotides long. Its product is annotated as glutamate receptor 3. The record is from RefSeq and is a predicted model, not a curated record. Lineage: Eukaryota; Metazoa; Chordata; Actinopteri; Gonorynchiformes; Chanidae. Bases 1 to 2661 code for a protein of 886 amino acids. Gene Ontology annotation, molecular function: signaling receptor activity; ligand-gated monoatomic ion channel activity. Gene Ontology annotation, biological process: monoatomic ion transport. Gene Ontology annotation, cellular component: membrane. The transcript is spliced from 15 exons.
AUGGGGCACCUUCUGCUAACCACCGUCCUGGUUUUCCUCUGUCUCUUAAGUGGAUCUUUCUCCGGAUUUCCAAACCAGAUUAAUAUAGGUGGGCUGUUCAUGCGCUCCACGGUGCAGGAACACAGUGCUUUUCGCUUCGCCGUGCAGCUGUACAAUACCAAUCAAAAUGUGACGGAGAAACCGUUUCAUCUCAACUACAACGUCGAUAACCUGGAGUCAUCCAACAGUUUCUCCGUGACACAUGCGUUUUGUUCACAGUUCUCGCGAGGUGUCUAUGCCAUCUUUGGCUUCUACGACAGGAAGUCCAUGAACACGCUGACAUCCUUUUGUGGAGCGUUGCAUACCUCGUUCAUCACGCCCAGUUUCCCCACUGACGCUGACGUCCAGUUUGUCAUUCAGAUGAGACCAGCUCUGAGGGGAGCCAUACUCAGCCUCCUGACUCAUUACAAAUGGGAGAAGUUUGUCUAUCUGUACGACACAGACAGGGGGUUCUCCAUUCUCCAGGCCAUAAUGGAAUCCGCAGUUGCCAAUAACUGGCAGGUGACAGCCCGCUCUGUUGGGAAUAUCGUGGAUCCGCUGGAAUUCCGUCGGAUCAUCGAAGAAAUGGACCGUCGACAGGAAAAACGGUUUCUCAUCGACUGUGAGGUGGAGCGCAUCAAUGCUGUUUUGGAGCAGGUCGUGGCCUCAGGGAAAAACAGCCGUGGCUACCACUACAUCCUGGCCAACCUGGGCUUCUCCAAUAUGAGUCUGGACAGAGUGUUCUCAGGAGGGGCCAACAUCACAGGCUUUCAGAUCAUUAACCCCGAGAACCCCAUCGUUCAGCAGUUCCUGCAGCGCUGGGACCGCCUCGACGAGAGAGAGUUCCCCGAAGCCAAAAACACGCCGCUAAAGUACACUUCGGCUCUGACUCAUGAUGCCAUCCUGGUGAUUGCGGAGGCCUUCCGGUACCUCCGGCGGCAGCGCGUGGAUAUCUCUCGCCGUGGCAGCGCAGGCGACUGCCUGGCCAACCCGGCGGUGCCGUGGAGUCAGGGCAUCGACAUAGAGAGAGCUCUCAAAAUGGUCCAGGUCCAGGGCCUGACGGGGAACAUCCAGUUUGACACAUUUGGCCGCAGGGCCAACUACACCAUCGAUGUAUAUGAGAUGAAACCUGGGGGAGCCAGGAAGAUCGGAUACUGGAAUGAAUAUGAGAAAUUUGUAUAUAUAAUGGACCAGCAGGUCACCAACGAGUCCUCUUCUGUGGAAAACCGAACAAUUGUGGUCACUACUAUUAUGGAAGCCCCAUAUGUGAUGUACAAGAGAAACUAUAUGCAACUGGAGGGCAAUGACAGAUUUGAGGGCUACUGUGUGGACUUGGCCUCUGAGAUUGCCAAGCAUGUGGGCAUUAAAUACAAACUCUCCAUAGUAGCGGACGGUAAAUACGGUGCCAGAGACCCCGAAACCAAGACCUGGAAUGGCAUGGUGGGAGAACUGGUGUAUGGGAGGGCUGAUAUAGCUGUGGCACCUCUGACCAUCACUCUGGUUCGAGAGGAGGUCAUUGACUUCUCCAAGCCCUUCAUGAGUCUGGGCAUCUCCAUAAUGAUCAAAAAACCCCAGAAGUCCAAACCGGGGGUCUUCUCUUUCCUCGACCCUCUAGCCUACGAGAUCUGGAUGUGUAUCGUGUUCGCCUACAUCGGCGUGAGUGUGGUGCUUUUUCUGGUCAGUCGCUUCAGCCCUUAUGAGUGGCAUCUGGAUGAGAACGAGGAGGCCAAGGACCCCCAGACACCCCCGGACCCCCCCAACGACUUUGGCAUUUUUAACAGUCUCUGGUUCUCUUUGGGUGCUUUCAUGCAGCAAGGAUGCGAUAUCUCACCAAGGUCUCUGUCUGGUCGUAUAGUGGGUGGGGUGUGGUGGUUUUUCACUCUGAUCAUUAUCUCCUCUUACACGGCUAACCUGGCUGCCUUCCUUACUGUGGAGAGGAUGGUCUCUCCCAUCGAAAGCGCCGAAGACCUGGCCAAGCAGACGGAGAUCGCCUAUGGAACGCUGGACUCUGGAUCCACCAAGGAGUUCUUCAGACGCUCUAAAAUAGCUGUGUAUGAGAAAAUGUGGUCUUAUAUGAAGUCUGCUGAGCCAUCUGUGUUUGCCAAGACCACUCCUGAGGGCGUGGCACGUGUGCGGAAAUCGAAGGGGAAGUUUGCCUUCCUGCUGGAGUCCACCAUGAAUGAGUACAUCGAGCAGCGCAAACCGUGCGACACCAUGAAAGUGGGCGGGAACCUCGACUCCAAGGGCUACGGGGUGGCCACGCCCAAAGGGUCGGCAUUAAGAACUCCUGUAAACCUUGCAGUAUUGAAACUCAGUGAACAAGGCAUCUUAGACAAGCUGAAAAACAAAUGGUGGUACGAUAAAGGGGAAUGUGGGACCAAGGACUCUGGAAGUAAGGACAAGACCAGCGCUCUGAGUCUGAGUAAUGUGGCAGGGGUCUUCUACAUCCUUGUGGGUGGGCUGGGACUGGCCAUGACCGUGGCUCUGGUCGAAUUCUGCUAUAAAUCACGGCAAGAAACUAAGAGACUCAAACUGGCCCAAAACGCUCAGAACUUCAAGCCAGCUCCGCCAGCUAACACUCAGAGUUUUGCCACUUACCGUGAGGGUUAUAACGUGUACGGGACAGAGAGCGUCAAAAUCUAG